GGAGGGUAGAGCGCGCGCGACGCAAGCUGCGCCCGCCACUGUGUUCUCCGAGCAAAGGCAUACGGACAGCGCGCGGGAGGAGAGAGGAGUGAGCGCAAGACUGACUCCCCGCCGAACCUCUUCACCUUUCAAGGGGGACUGAUCCAGAAAGACUCAACCCAACACGUAGCACUCAUCAUCCAACAUCUCCAAGGGUCAUGCUUCUCUUUUAGAUCCUGUGUUUUGGACUAGUGAGGCGGUUUUCAGGGCCCCUGUGGACCGGGGGCUCCACCAUGGGCAUGUGCGGCCGCAAGGCACUGACCCUGCUGAGCAGUGUGUUUGCGGUGUGCGGCCUGGGCAUGCUAGGCGUGGCCGUCAGCACAGACUACUGGCUGUAUCUGGAGGAGGGCGUGGUGCUGCCCCUCAACCAAAGCACAGAGACACGCAUGGCCCUGCACUCAGGCCUCUGGAGGGUCUGCUUCAUCGCCGGGGAGGAGAAAGGACGCUGCUUCACUAUAGAGUACAUGAUGCCCACCAACGGCCAGCUGACCUCAGAGUCCACUGUCAGCGUACUCAAGAUGAUUCGCUCCGCCACGCCGUUCCCUCUGGUUAGCCUCUUCUUCAUGUUCAUCGGUUUCGUCCUCAGCAACGUGGGCCACAUACGGCCUCACCACACCGUGCUCGCCUUCGUCUCUGGAAUCUUCUUCAUCCUGUCAGGUCUUUCUCUGGUGGUCGGUCUGGUGCUGUACAUCUCCAGUAUCAACGAUGAGAUGCUGAACCGGACCAAGACCUACGAGACCUACUUCAGCUACAAGUAUGGCUGGUCCUUCGCCUUCGCUGCCAUUUCCUUCCUGCUGGAUGAGACGGCGGGUGUCAUGUCGGUGUACCUCUUCAUGAAGCGCUACACAGCCGAGGAGAUGUACCGCCCCCACCAGGGCUUCUACCACCCCCGCCUCAGCAACUGCUCCGACUACUCGGGCCAGUUCCUGCAGGGGGACGUCCCGGACGGGUCGGCAGUCCGCGGCCGCAGCCCCUCUGCCGUUUCCGAGGCCUCCAUGCCCAUGAGCGGCUCCUCCUGCGGCCACUACCCCGCCCUGCUGCGCUGUCCCGAGUACCAACACAUGACCUCCUCCCACUGCUGAGCCGCCGCCGGGGGGGUUGCGUUUGCAUGCGGGUGUGUGUGUGUGUAGGUGCGUGGGGGUGUCUGUUUGCGCGCGUGUGUGCGUGCGCAUGCACCUGCAUGUGCGUGUCUGUGUGUGAAUGGAUGCCUGCGUGUAUAUAUGUGUGCGCGUGUAUGCGUCUGCGUGAGUGUGUGUGUCCGUGUGUGUGACCACCAUGUUACUCUAUUAGUAGCCAUGCCACGGUGUGACUUGUGAUUCCUGAGUGUUCUUGCUGUGGAGGAUGAGCUGGUCAGGUUGUCAUGCUGGGGGUCGGCCAGCAGGGGGCGCCCGUAGUGUAGGAACGCCCACCAGGAAAUGGUGGACGUUAUGGAGAUGGAACCAUGCCAAUAGUCAGGGGGCCAAUUCUGAAAAGGGCUUCCGUUAAGACUUUUGCGGACAUGUUUUGUUACAAGCUGUCACCCUAUUUUUUUUAGUUAGAAGACACCCAUAUGUAAGAUAUUAGGGUGGUUGUCAAGCUGAAAAAAAUUGUUUGUGACUUUUACCAGCAAUUUCAGGCCAACUUUUUGGUUUCCUUCUCAAUACGACAUGCCAACAAUAAAUGUUGAAUAUCUCCACAACCACAAGGACCAUAUGCAUAAAAUGUGGUAUCAAAUGAAAGCUAACACUCAUGGUAUGUCUGCUGACAAGUCAGAAUGAACAUUUAUUGUACAGUUUGAGAGAAAGUAGAACUAGAACAUGAAAAAAACAAUCUCCGUCUGAAGAGAACCAGUUUUCAAAGUGAAUAUCAGCUUGGAAACAUAACAAAGUAUCCCAAAACCUCUAUAAAUCAGUACCCCUAUCUAUGGGAAUGAGUCAUGCCAAGUUUAAAGCUUGUAGGGAGAGCCAGUGCAAUGCUGAACAAGUCAUAAUAAUUAAAUGUCCAGGCUAGGGAUGGGCAUUCGUUAAAGUUGUCUUAGUCGAUCGUCAGGAGAAUUAACGAUCAAUUAGUCGAUUAAUCGUUAAUAUUUUACAUUAAAAUUAAAAAUAUAUAUAUAUUCAAAAUGAAAUGAAAAUACAAAUGCAGCGUGUUUUCCUCAUUGAGAUCUUUAUUAUUCGAUGAACAACUCAGUUAAACCAGAUCCGUUCAAUAGUUAUGGACUACUCUGCUCUAAUCAACGGAGCAUGCAGCUCGAAGCCGGUGCUCAUAAACAUAACAAAAAAUAAAUACAACCCUAGUUUCUUCCCAAAAUAAUAACAAUAAUAAUAUCAAAAAAACAAUCAUGUUAUAACUUAACCAACCAGUCUACGGAUUUUUGUCCAGAAAGAUGAGCAUGUUGACAUGCUCUGGGGUCAGACACGACCGCAGCCUGGUGACCGUCAGUCCAGCCGCCGAAAACACCCGCUCUGAGGGGACCGACGUUGCCGUGAUGCACAAAUACCUCCGUGCUAACUUGGCAAGGCGGGGGAACAACUUUCCACAAUCCAGGGGCUCAGAAAGUUCUUUAUUUCUGCUUCGAUGCUAACCUUGCCUUGAGUGGUAGGCCUAUAGUGCUCCCCAAGAAGUCAUUUUUUAAAUCAUAAUGGUCCCACACCAGACUUCGCCGUGGCCUCGUCCGCUUCAUGAUUACAUCGCCGUGUUACAAUAUCCAUACUAUCCGUACUUACUAGUCUAAGUUUGAGUACGUAGGGCGUUCCGAUUCAGAUCGGGCGAAAAUAAGUUUACUGAAAACGGUCAAAUCGCGAAGUGUGUGGCGACGUACACUUUUCGUACUCAACGGCAGCCAUCUUAGCUACGUAGCGGAAAAGGGCUGAGCCAGGCUGAGCCGAAGUCGGCGCAUUUUCCACAUAGCCUGCAUUAAUAGUCAUUUUGUAGUUUUUAUAGCUUUUUAUAGCUGCUAG
Messenger RNA from Gadus macrocephalus (Pacific cod), 2978 nucleotides. RefSeq names its product voltage-dependent calcium channel gamma-5 subunit-like. The record is from RefSeq and is a predicted model, not a curated record. Gene Ontology annotation, cellular component: AMPA glutamate receptor complex; postsynaptic density membrane. The coding region runs from base 273 to 1121 and encodes 282 amino acids. The transcript has 7 exons. Lineage: Eukaryota; Metazoa; Chordata; Actinopteri; Gadiformes; Gadidae. Gene Ontology annotation, biological process: positive regulation of synaptic transmission, glutamatergic; transmission of nerve impulse; neurotransmitter receptor transport, postsynaptic endosome to lysosome. Gene Ontology annotation, molecular function: voltage-gated calcium channel activity; channel regulator activity.